This is a messenger RNA of Onychostoma macrolepis, 2111 nucleotides long. RefSeq names its product gastrula zinc finger protein XlCGF57.1-like. The record is from RefSeq and is a predicted model, not a curated record. Bases 273 to 2111 code for a protein of 612 amino acids. The transcript has 5 exons. Gene Ontology annotation, biological process: regulation of transcription by RNA polymerase II. Gene Ontology annotation, molecular function: RNA polymerase II cis-regulatory region sequence-specific DNA binding; DNA-binding transcription factor activity. Lineage: Eukaryota; Metazoa; Chordata; Actinopteri; Cypriniformes; Cyprinidae.
CUCGUGAGGAUCACUCGGAGUCUCUUUUUCUUCUCUUUCUUAUCUAUUAUUUGCUUUUUGGUGUCGUGCAUGGAUUAUUUUGCGUAAUUAAGUUUGAGGGCAGCAGGAAUGUGAGAAAUUCAUGAAGCUCCUCCCACAAUAAUCACACAUUCAACAAUUCACCAAUAAAUGCUGGAAUAUUCCCAUCAGUUUGCAAGUGAAGACGAGCAUCAGAGCAUCAGGAAGAGCUGAAAUCUGCAGAGACUGAGUUUAUUAAAGAGGACAGAGAGAAGAUGAGAGAUCCAGAACACACUGAAGAUACUGAACAACAAACAGAGUUGAUUGAAGACAAUGAGGUGAAAGAGGAAUUGAGUGAAGUUGAGGAGAAAAAUCAUGUCAAAAGUGGAGAAAAACCCAAACUGAAAGAUUUAAAGAAAAUAAGAGCCAAGAAAUCUUUCACCUGCACUCAGUGUGGAAAGAGUGUCUCAAGAAAACGUAGUCUUAAGCAUCAUAUGAGAGUUCAUACUGGAGAGAAACCGUUCACUUGUGAUCAGUGCGGGAAGAGUUUCUCACAAUCAGCAAAACUUAAGGGUCACAUGAACAUCCACACUAGAGAGAAACUGCACAAAUGUGAUCAAUGCGGGAAAACAUUUUUGUGGGCUUCAACCUUGAGGACACACCUGACAAUUCAUACAAAGGAGAAGCCACAUUCGUGUCAUUUGUGUGGAAAGAGUUUUUCAUUACAACAAAGUUUGAAAGUACAUCAGAAAAUACACACUGGUGUGAGAGAGUACAUGUGCUUUGAGUGUGAGAAGACUUUUACUUCAGCAAGCUGUUUAAAACUGCAUGAGAGGAUCCACACUAGAGUAAAACCUUAUAUGUGUUCACACUGUGACAAGAGAUUCAGUCAGUCAGGACACCUGAAAAUACAUGAGAGGAUGCACACUGGAGACAAACAGUACAAGUGUUCACACUGUGACAAGAGAUUCGUUCAUGCAGGACAUCUGAAGACACACGAGAGGAUCCACACCGGAGAGAAACCGUAUCACUGCUCAGAGUGUGGAAAGAGUUUCACAUCCAAAUAUAGUUUGAAACUGCACCAGAGGAUUCACACUGGAGAAAAACCUUACAAGUGUUCACACUGUGACAAGAGAUUCAGUCGGUCAGAUCACCUGAAAACUCAUGACAGCAUCCACACUGGAAAGAAACCAUACACAUGUGAUCAGUGCGGGAAGAGUUUCACACUAAAAGGAAUCCUCACCGCGCACAUGAGAGUUCAUACUGGAGAGAAACCGUUUACUUGUGAUCAGUGCGGGAAGUGUUUCACAAUAAAAGGACACCUUACAGUACACAUGAGAGUUCACACUGGAGAGAAACCGUUCAUUUGUGAUCAGUGCGGGAAGAAUUUCACACGAUCAUCAACCCUUAAGAUUCACAUGGACAUCCACACUGGAGAGAAACUAUACUCAUGUGAUCAGUGUGGCAAAGCAUUUUUGAGGGCUUCAGACCUGAAGAAACACCUGAGAGUUCAUACAAAGGAGAAACCACAUUCAUGUCUUUUGUGUGGAAAGAGUUUUUCAUGUCUACAAAGUUUGAAAAUGCAUCAGAAAAUACACACUGGUGUGAGAGAGUACAUGUGCUUUGAGUGUGAAAAGACUUUUACUACAUCGAGCUGUUUAAAACUUCAUGAGAGGAUCCACACUGGAGAAAAACCUUAUAAGUGUUCACACUGUAACAAGAGAUUUAGUAAUUCAUCAGGUCUGAAGUCACAUGAGAGAAUUCAGACUGGAGCGAAACCUUAUAAAUGUUCACAAUGUGACAAGAGAUUCAGUUAUUUAGCAAAUCUGAAAACACAUGAGAUGAUCCACACUGGAGAAAAACCUUAUAUGUGUUCACACUGUGACAAGAGAUUCAAAGAUUCAGGACAUCUGAAAAAACAUGAGAGGAUUCAUACUGGAGAGAAACCGUAUAAGUGUUCACACUGUGACAAAAGAUUCAGUCAGUCAGGAGACCUGGAAAGACAUAAGAGGAUCCACACUGGAGAGAAACCGUAUCACUGCACUGCAUGUGGGAAGCGUUUCAAUAAUUCAUCUGCUCUACACAGUCGUACAAAAAACAUUCACAGUAAGUAG